Messenger RNA from Trichoderma virens Gv29-8, 1278 nucleotides. RefSeq lists its product as uncharacterized. Lineage: Eukaryota; Fungi; Ascomycota; Sordariomycetes; Hypocreales; Hypocreaceae. Bases 1 to 1155 code for a protein of 384 amino acids. The record is from RefSeq and is a predicted model, not a curated record. The transcript is spliced from 3 exons.
AUGUAUACUGCUGGGUUCCUCGUCGUUGCCAGUCUCCUGGCCGCAUCUGCCAAUGCUUAUCCCGAAUUCAACGAGAGGAGAGAUUGCUCCCACAACAACUGUCUCCGUGCUGUUAUCGCCAGCGCGGUCCCUGGGGGCAAUGCGCGAGGCUCAGCUGACUGCUCCUCCUACUUCCGCAAGACCGUGACGGCCUCUGCAGCCACUGCGACCAUUACCCUCACUAGUACCUUGACCGGGGACCCAGUCUAUAGCACCGUCACCAGCGUUAGCGUUGUGCCUGUGACUGUAACAACAAGUGUGUGCACGGCGGCGGUGGUUACUGUAGUCCCUCGCGCAGACAAGCGAGAAGUCACUGCCGAUGAUCUCAAUGCUCUGCCGGUUCAUCAAGAGGUCCAUCAGGUCCGCCAUGCCCGUGCUUGCCCUGCCAAACCUCCAGCUUCCUCCACCGCCAGCACGUCUUCCACUACCGCUGCUGCCACCAGCACAUCUUCCACUUCCACUGCUACCACCACCACCAAAGCCACCACCACAGCGACCCCCGUUUCAGGUAUUCCCACAUACGCCUCAGCCUGCGGUGGCGUUUCUGCCUACUCGUCCGCGUGCUCCUGCAAUGGUAUCCCGGAGUCUACGGUGACCCUUCCCCAGGUCACCAAUACGGUCACCGCAUGGGCUAGCCAGACUGUCAUUCCGACCUCAGCCACGACCGUCGACAUUGUGUCCAGCUCCACCACCACUGUUACCAUUGCCGCGAAUCCGACCAUCCUCGGCCCAUCGUUUUAUGUUAUGGACGCGGCGAAUGGAAGAACUCUCGCUGCGGGGGGCAGCGGUCUCCAACUCAUUGAAAGUGCGAAUUCUCAUGCACCCCUCACUAUCAACGGCUGUGGGAGGGUGGCAUCAGCCGUCCUGACGAACAAUUACCUAGUUUCCGCUGGUACCGGCAGCGGUGAUGAAAUUUCCUUCGCCACCAACCCGUCUAGCGGUUCCAUUCACUGCACGGUCCAGAACCCGUCUGUCCCCUCUGGUUCGUUCACUUGCCAGAGCGACAAUGGCGUGGAUACCGUCCUCAACGUAUGCCCCGGGAACAACGUCGUCCAACUCAGCUCGGCCCCCAUGGCCGGCUGCCUGCAGCCUGAUUUCACUGUCGUCCACACCUAACGAUGCCGAUCAGGAGUUAUCGGAAGUUUGAGUAAACGUGAUGUGUUAUGUCGCAUUAUACAGCUUGCAUGGUAUACAUAAAGAACAAUAUACCUACCUAAUUACAUUUAUGUUGCACUUGCU